This is a messenger RNA of Xiphophorus hellerii (green swordtail), 5733 nucleotides long. RefSeq names its product glutamate receptor, ionotropic, N-methyl D-aspartate 1b (gene grin1b). The transcript has 20 exons. Gene Ontology annotation, cellular component: membrane. Bases 723 to 3374 code for a protein of 883 amino acids. Gene Ontology annotation, biological process: monoatomic ion transport. Gene Ontology annotation, molecular function: ligand-gated monoatomic ion channel activity; signaling receptor activity. NCBI's taxonomy places the organism in Eukaryota, Metazoa, Chordata, Actinopteri, Cyprinodontiformes, Poeciliidae. The record is from RefSeq and is a predicted model, not a curated record.
GAAACAACAGGUACACUUUAGAGGAAAUGUGAAAAAUAUUUCACCAGAGUAUUGAUUUAAUACAAUGUCACAGUUUUCCAGUUCUACUGCAGACAAACUGACGUUUCUCCUUCCUAACAUCAGUUAUCAGUGGUCCAAAUGUUCCGCCCUUGUGAAGCGGUUCUGGAGACGUUCCGAACUGGACCCAGAUUGGACUCCUGGUUCUGGAUCGGUCCGGUCCGUUAUCAGAACCAGACGGUUCUGGUCCAGAACCCAGAAUUCUCUCUGGUUUCCCAAAACAAGACGCGCGAACACCGACGUCGCGCGCAAGCUCUCCUCCGUUCGGGAGCGCGCCCCGCUCGUCUCGGGAGCGCGCGCCGCAGAUCCAAGGACAGAGCGGCGCGCGCGCGCGAGCAUCAGGUCACCUGAAAGUCCUCCGUCAUCGCGAGCCCGAACAGAACCGGGAGAACCGGAGCCGAGCCGGGUUCGGAGCCGAUGGAUCGGCGCUGAAGCAACAGGACGAGGCGGAACCGAGUCCGCGGGUUCGGUUCUGAACACGGACUGACACAAUACCCAACCCAGUCAUCUUUGCUGUCACCGAACCGACCGGCACUAGAACCUCUGAGCCGGAACCGAGCAGGAGCGUGACCCGUCCGAUCCAGACCAGGAGGAGAACCGAGCCAACGGUGGAUCAACAGGAGAGCGACGGAACCAGAACCGGGACCCGGACCUGUAGCUGGAUCAUGGCGGCUCGCAGCGUGCUGCUGCUGGCCGCGCUGCACUGCUGCUCGGUGGCGCUGUGCGGCUGCGAGCCGCGCCAGGUGAACGUGGGCGCCGUGCUGAGCCAGAAGCGCUAUGAACAGGUGUUCAAGGACGCCGUGACGCAGGCCAACGACCUCUACGGCAAGGACAAGUUCAAGAUGAACGCAAUCUCCGUCACGCACAAGCCCAACGCCAUCCAGAUGGCGCUGUCCGUCUGCGAGGACCUCAUCUCCAACCAGGUGUACGCUAUCCUGGUCAGCCAUCCUCCGCAGUCCAACGAUCACCUGACUCCUACGCCCGUCUCUUACACGGCCGGGUUCUACCGGAUCCCGGUGGUCGGCCUGACGACUCGCAUGUCCAUCUACUCCGACAAGAGCAUCCACCUGUCCUUCCUGCGGACGGUGCCGCCGUACUCCCACCAGGCCCAGGUGUGGUUCGACCUGAUGAGGGAGUUCAGGUGGAACCACAUCAUCCUGAUCGUCAGCGACGAUCACGAGGGCCGAGCCGCCCAGAAGAAGCUGGAGACGCUCCUGGAGGAGCGGGAGACCAAGGCGGAGAAGGUGCUGCUGUUCAGCCAGGACACCAACCUGACGGCGCUGCUGCUGGAGGCCAAGGACCUGGAGGCCCGAGUCAUCAUCCUGUCGGCCAGUGAGGAUGAAGCCAUGGCCGUGUACAAAGCGGCCCGUCAGCUCAACAUGACCGGUUCUGGCUACGUCUGGCUGGUCGGAGAGCGGGAGAUGAGCGGGAAAGCUCUGAGCGAAGCUCCUGAUGGCUUGCUGGGCCUCCAGCUGAUCAACGGGAAGAACGAGUCGGCUCACAUCACGGACGCCGUGGCCGUGGUGGCUCAGUCCCUGCAGGAGCUGUUUGAGAAGGAGAACAUCACGGAGCCGCCGCGGGGCUGCGUGGGGAACACCAACAUCUGGCGGACCGGGCCGCUCUUCAAACGGGUGCUGAUGGCAUCGAAGUACCCGGACGGCCUGACGGGACGAAUCGAGUUUAACGACGACGGCGACCGCCGCUUCGCCACCUACAGCAUCCUGAACCACCAGAAGGCGGGGCGCGUCAUCCAGGUGGGCGUGUUCAACGGGACGCAGGUGGUGAUGAAUCCUCAGAGGAAGAUCAUCUGGCCUGGAGGAGAGACGGAGAAACCAGUGGGAUACCAGAUGUCCACCAGGCUGAAGAUCGUGACGAUCCACCAGGAGCCAUUUGUUUACGUGAAGCCGACGCAGAGCGACGGGACGUGUAAGCAGGAGCACACGGUGAACGGAGUCGUGAUCAAGAAGGUGAUCUGUACCGGACCCAACGGAACCAUCCCAGGUCAGCCCAUCGUUCCUCAGUGUUGCUACGGUUUCUGCAUCGACCUGCUCAUCAAGCUGGCCAUGAGCAUGAACUUCACCUACGAGGUUCACCUGGUGGCCGACGGCAAGUUCGGCACGCAGGAACGGGUGAACAACAGCAACAAGAAGGAGUGGAACGGCAUGAUGGGAGAGCUGCUGGGCGGCCUGGCCGACAUGAUUGUGGCGCCGCUCACCAUCAACAACGAGCGCGCUCAGUACAUCGAGUUCUCCAAGCCCUUCAAGUACCAGGGCCUGACCAUCCUGGUCAAGAAGGAAAUCCCCCGCAGCACUCUGGACUCGUUCAUGCAGCCGUUCCAGAGUACUCUGUGGCUGUUAGUCGGUCUGUCGGUCCAUGUGGUGGCAGUGAUGCUCUACCUACUAGACCGGUUCAGCCCGUUUGGAAGGUUUAAGGUGAACAGUGAAGAAGAAGAAGAAGACGCCCUGACCCUGUCCUCCGCCAUGUGGUUCUCCUGGGGAGUUCUGCUCAACUCUGGGAUCGGAGAAGGCGCCCCGCGGAGCUUCUCCGCCAGGAUCCUGGGCAUGGUGUGGGCGGGGUUUGCUAUGAUCAUCGUGGCGUCGUACACCGCCAACCUGGCAGCCUUCCUGGUGCUGGACCGGCCUGAGGAGCGCAUCACUGGCAUCAACGACCCCAGGCUGCGUAACCCAUCGGAUAAGUUCAUCUACGCCACGGUGAAGCAGAGCUCGGUGGACAUCUACUUCCGGCGGCAGGUGGAGCUGAGCACCAUGUACCGCCACAUGGAGAAGCACAACUACGAGAGCGCCGCCGAGGCCAUCCAGGCGGUCCGAGACAACAAGCUCCACGCCUUCAUCUGGGACAGCGCCGUGCUGGAGUUCGAGGCGUCGCAGAAAUGCGACCUGGUGACGACGGGGGAACUGUUCUUCCGCUCCGGCUUCGGCAUCGGCAUGAGGAAGGACAGUCCCUGGAAGCAGAACGUCUCUCUGGCUAUUCUCAGCUCGCACGAGAACGGCUUCAUGGAGGAUCUGGACAAGACGUGGGUUCGCUACCAGGAGUGCGACUCCAGGAGCAACGCCCCCGCCACACUCACCUUUGAGAACAUGGCAGGUGUGUUCAUGCUGGUGGCCGGCGGCAUCGUCGCUGGGAUCUUCCUCAUCUUCAUCGAGAUCGCCUACAAGCGGCACAAAGACGCACGCAGGAAACAGAUGCAGCUGGCCUUCGCCGCCGUCAACGUGUGGAGGAAGAACCUGCAGCCGUACCCAACGGACAUCACCGGCCAGCUCAACCUAUCGGAUCCCUCCGUCAGCACGGUGGUCUGAGAGAGAGAGGCGCAGAGGGCGAGCAAGCUGCAUUGCUGCUGCUGAGCCACACACAAACACACACACACCUUAUGUCUUUCUAUCUUCACGAGGACUUUGCAUUAACUUCCAUUAAUUUAUCAUGCAUUUCUGUAGCCUGACCCAAACCUUAAGACACCACUGCUCCUCAUGGAGUCCCGGGCUUUGGGCCCCAUGAGGAGCAGUGGGUCCUCACAAUGUAGGGAAAAUGGUCCUUACAAGGUGAGAAGUCCUGAAACACACACACACAUAUGCUCACACAUGUUGGUGUGGGGACAUUUUGGAAAAUGUCCCCACACCAACAUGUGUCCCCAUAAGGACAGGUUACCCUACAGUUCUCACAGUCAUAGCAAUGCACACACACACACCCACACACACCCACGCACACACAUGCUCACACACACUCACGCAUUGCUCCACUUGUAGCCACCAGCUUCUGAACUCUUUUAUUUUGAAAUAAGUUGUACAGUUCUGUUUCCUGUUUCCUCUCACACACAUAUCAAACGUCCCGACCAGUUCUAGAACCAGCUUAGACUGGUUUUAAUGGUUAUAGCUCAUCAAUCCAUCAAUGCUGGUUCCUUUAAAUGUCAACAAACACUUCCCUGCUGUGACCAAUCAAAUUCCUGGGCUUUGCUAAGUGGGUGGAGCCUCUGAAGAAGGAAGGAAGCAGCUGUUUCCUCUCCAGUCAGCCUGCAGCGCCACCUUCUGGUCUGGGAGCGCGUUGCUCAGCAUUCAGGAAUAAUUCAUCGUUAACUGAGAUAAAAAUAAUAUUUAUCCCUCAAACUGCAGCGUCUGGCUGUCGGUUAAAUUCAGGUCACCGAUGUUUCCAGUUCAGAGCUGCACUGAAGGAAAUCACACAAAAUUACAUUUCUGCUUCUUUAAUGUUGAAAAUUCCCAGAUUUUGGGCGUGCCGUGGUGGCGCAGGGGACAGCGCGGCCCACGUUCGGAGGCCUUGAGUCCUCGACGCGGCCAUCGUAGGUUUGAUUCCCGGACCCGGCGACAUUUGCCGCAUGUCUUCCCCCCUCUCCUUCCCCCUUUCCUGUCAGCCUGCUGUCCUAUAAGGGCCACUAGAGCCACAAAAGACCCCCUGGAGGGGUAAAAAAAAUUCCCAGAUUUUUCACAAUGCAGCAGCUUCAUGAUGUUAGAAGCUGUGGCGGUGGAUCCAGUGGAUCCAGUGGAACCAGGAAGUUUCUGGAUCAGAACUCCAAAUAGAACCAAUAAAAGAGAGAAUUGAUUUGGAAAGUUGUUGGUUAAAUAUUUGAAUUAAAAAUGAAGCCAGUAAUCGACUGAAUUAUUAGUUACUAAUGUUAAUCUUUAAUAAUAAAUAAAACUCAUGCGGUUCUGACCCACAAGUUCAACAUAAAUUCCUUAAAAUCAAAUUAAGAAAAAUAACAUUGAUUUACAUGAAUCAUCUUUAGAUGAAACUUUAAUAAUCAAACAGAAAAAUAAUUUCCUGUAGAUUUUGCCUCCAGCUGUUUCCUCAUUUUAUUGUUUUCAAAUCAUUUUUCAGCAUCUUAUUUUAUUUGACAUGAUUAAUUUUAUUAUUAUAUAAAUGUUGAACUUUUUAAUCCAGAAUUUUUAGCUCAGUUUUAUUUGUAGACAAUGUUAUUGACCUAAAUCCCCAAUUAAUAAUUCUGAAUUCCCCUGUAGCAACAGCGCCCUCUGCUGGCUGGAGUCCGAACAGCCGCCUGAAGAUAAACAGCAGAGCUGCAGGAGUUUAUUCACUUGAACUCUGUUCAGGUUAUUAUUUCAGAUAACUAUUAACAGUUUUAUGAUUAAAUCAGAUAAGUUUAACUUUAGAAAAUAAUUGAAGAAAUUUGUGUAUUUAACAACAUCUUGUUCUGUUUCCAAAAAAAGUCUGGAUAACUUUGUGUUUUUCAGUUUUUUAACUCAUAAUAAUGGAAUUUAAACAUAGAUGCUGAUUUACUGCCAUCUUGCGGUUCUGAUCUUUAUUAAAUUCAAACAAAUUUAAAUAACGAUAAUUUUGCUGCUUUUGACCUGAAAUCAUGAGGAUCAGCUGGAGUCCUCCCUGAAUGGAAACUUCCCACCCAACAUGGCCACCUGCUUUCUUUUUCUUUUCUGUCUCAUUAAAUCCACACACCAGCCGAGAACUCGAUCAGAACCGAGCCCAGCAGAACCGGGUCGUGUUGGACCCAAUGCCAAUGCAGAUCCAAUGGGCUCUUUGCACCUGCUGCACUGACGUCACAACCGCAUGCGCAAAUGCUGCUCUCUUGUUUCCGCUCUGAGUUACCAUGACAGCUAGAAAAGACAAAGUCUUAUUUCAGACGCAAAUAAAACAAUACUAUGAACAUUGCUGUCUUCCUAAUAUAAUGGGCUUUUA